This is a messenger RNA of Aspergillus aculeatinus CBS 121060, 1240 nucleotides long. RefSeq names its product putative integral membrane protein. The annotation marks the transcript as partial. The transcript is spliced from 5 exons. NCBI's taxonomy places the organism in Eukaryota, Fungi, Ascomycota, Eurotiomycetes, Eurotiales, Aspergillaceae. The record is from RefSeq and is a predicted model, not a curated record.
UGGGACGGGGACGUGCAACAAUCACUUUGAAGGUUUUCCCUUGCGUCUCGUCUCCCUACCCGUUCCCUUUUUUCCCCAUCGUUCACUCAAAUACCGGUUGCGGUUCCCUUCGCCCCUACCUUUAGUAACGGUUUCUCUUCUCUCCUUCUCUCUCUCUCUCUCUUCUUUUUCUUUCUUUUUUACUUAGUCCUCCGGAUUAUGCCUUGCUUCUUGCAACGAUAGCAUGGCAGCAGAUGACCGCAGCCCGGAGGUUAAGGCGGUUGCGGCCGUCUUUAUGUCCGUGGCCUGCAUUGCGGUGAUACUGCGAUGCUAUGUGCGCGGAUGGAUUGUUCGAGCGUUUGGGAUUGAUGAUUGGGCGAUGGUGGUUGCGAUGUUGUUUUACUGCAUGUUCUCCGGAUGUAUGAUAGGAGGAGCCAUCUACGGCACUGGUCGACAUUUCAGUGUCCUGGAUGCGCACCAGCGGGUGACAGCCAUGAAGUACUGGUGGUUCUGCGAAAUCGCAUACUGUUUCUCCGCCAUGGGCUGCAAGAUUUCCGUGUGCAUCUUCUUGCUGCGCAUCACCGUGAAGCGCAUGCAUAUAUGGAUCCUGCGCAUUGUGAUGGUGUUGACCGUCGUCGCCGCCCUGGUCUUCAUGUUCCUGAUGCUGCUGCAGUGCAGGCCUGUCUCCUAUUUCUGGACGCGCAAGGCAUUCGACGACAGCAUUCAUGGGGUCUGCAUUAAUAUGGAGAUCAUCAUCGCCAUGACCUACGUGUACAGCGCGUUUGCGGCGCUGUGCGAUUUCACCGUGGGUAUCUUGCCGUUUUUCAUUGUCAAGAACCUGCACAUGCGGAAGCAGACCAAGAUGGCGGUUGUGGGCAUUCUGGGCAUGGCUUGCAUUGCCUCAUCCGCGACGAUCAUCCGCAUUCCCUGGGUGCACACCUUCAAUGACCCGGACUUUCUCUAUGCCACCGUCGAAAUCGCACUCUGGUCCAACAUCGAAACCGGCCUCGGAAUCACGGCCGGUAGUCUCGCGACCCUCCGCCCCCUCGUCCGCCACUGGCUGGGCUCCCACUCCGACCCCAACUACUACGACCGCUCGCCCUUCGGCGGCCCCUCCGGAUCGCGUCGCAUCGGCGGCGGCGCCAGCAACAACCCCCACCACCACCACGCCCGAUCCCACGAACGCCCCAUGCCGCUGGGGUCGCUCGACGGAGCCGCCGUGCAGGGGCGCCUGCGCCCGGACAAGCUGGCGGUGACGGUG